GAUGAGAGGAACGAUGGGCUCAGGAGAAAGGGAUGAGAAAGCAACUGGCGUGGAAUCGCCGAAUGUGGCACCAAACCACGUGGUGGCAUUUACGCGCAUUUGGGUCUGGAAUCCUGCGAACAGCUGAAAUACCGAAGCGUCGAUCAGCUACAAUUGAACCGAUAAUUCACCUACAUGGCUGUGAGGUCUAUCAGCAGUCCUUGAAGAGUUCUCAGUCACAAGUAGAGCUCCUCGCACAGAGAGGAGUGGUGCUGAGCACAUCUACGCACUCAUGUCUUAUCCUCCCCCUCGAGAUACCGGCUCAAUCGCAAGGGAUGGAAGGAUCAAUGAGGACCAGGCGGACAGUCCGUUGAUGAAUGGUGAUGGCGAUGACGACCACAAUAGAGACGCGGGAAAUGGAGACGUGGAAGACGAGGAGGAGAAGGACUUGAUCCGGCGAUAUGAAGAUUUCAGCACAGUCGAUUGGAUUCAAGACUCAUUACAUGAGCGGAAUAUCCGUGCACGACAACCGAAGAGGUCCACCGGCAUCAAAGCAAAGUUGGAUCAACUAGACGGGUUGCCCGGAUACGCCUGGAGAGCUAUCGACAAGGUGUUGGAGGAAGGUCAGAGCUGGGUGGUGAUCUCAAUUGUAGGCAUCGGUAUCGGGCUCAGUUCGGCACUCAUGUCUCUCAUCACCGUCUGGCUGUCAGACAUGAAGAUGGGAUACUGUCAGACUGGAUGGUGGCUCAACCAAAAGUUCUGUUGUCUGGAAUUGGCAGAUGAAGGAGAAGGGUGCGCAGAGUGGAGGAACUGGGGAGGUGUCGAGCCAUUUCGAUGGAUAGCGUAUAUCCUCUUUGCGGGGCUGUUCUCGUUCUCCGCUGCUUAUCUCGUUCGAUCUUUUGCUCCUUACGCUGCUGGUUCUGGUAUAUCUGAGAUAAAGUGUAUCCUGGGAGGAUUCAUCAUCAAAGGAUUCCUGAGUGUUGAGACGUUCCUUCUUAAGACGUUGACCAUGCCUCUCGCUAUUGCAUCUGGUCUUUCAGUCGGAAAGGAAGGACCUUCAGUGCAUGUCGCUUGCAGUUUUGGCAACAUUGCUGCGAGGUUAUUUUCGCGGUACGACCGGAGUCAUCUGAAAAUGCGCGAAGUCAUCACUGCUUCUAGUGCUGCUGGAGUUGCAGUGGCCUUUGGUUCUCCAAUCGGGGGCGUGCUGUUUUCCAUUGAGGAAAUGAAUCAAACCUUUUCUACGCGUACCAUGUGGUACAGUUUCGUCUGUGCUCUGGUGGCGACAUUUACAGUCGCUUCGAUGGAUCCAUUCCGGACCGGCAAGCUCGUCUUGUUCCAAGUCUCUUACGACCGAGACUGGCAUUAUUUUGAAAUCCCAGCGUACAUCAUCAUUGGUUUGUUCGGCGGUCUAUACGGCGCUUUGGUCAUCAAAUUCAAUCUUCAGAUGGCUUCUUUCCGACGCAAACAUCUGGCGAAUCAUGCUGUACUGGAAGCGGUGACACUAGCAACGUUGACCGCCUUUGUCGGUUAUCUCAACCGAUUCCUCCGUAUUGACAUGACGGAAAGUAUGGAAAUCCUCUUUCAUGAGUGCGAAGGCGGAGGAGAUAGACGUGGUCUGUGCCAGACGUCUGCUCAAUGGCGUAUGGUCAACGCAUUGUUCCUCGCUACUAUCAUACGAACUUUCCUCAUCAUCGUCUCGUAUGGUUGUAAGGUUCCUUGUGGAAUUUUCGUGCCUUCCAUGGCCGUGGGCGCUUAUUUUGGCCGUAUGAUAGGCAUUAUCAUGAAGGCGUUACACACCUCCUACCCUGGAGCUCCUUGGUUUGCAACUUGCGCUCCUGAUGCGCCUUGCAUCACACCGGGGACAUAUGCAUUCUUGGGUGCCGCUGCUGCACUGGGGGGCGUCACUCGACUGACGGUGACUGUUGUGGUCAUUAUGUUUGAAUUGACCGGCGCACUGACUUAUAUUCUGCCGACAAUGAUCGUCCUUCUUGUCACCAAGGCGGUCAGUGAUUGGUUUGGUGGAGGUGGAAUCGCAGAUCGCAUGAUCCGCUUCAACGGAUACCCAUUCCUAGAGAAGGAAGACAAGGAGGAUGGUGACCAUGCAUUUAUCGAACCGAUUGCCAAUGUGAUGAAGAAGGACUUGACGUUCAUGCCAGCGUCGGGUGUGCCUUUGCAGAAAAUCAGCGAGAUCGUCCAAGGCACCUCGUACCAAGGCUUCCCUGUCGUACGAAGCGAGACAGACCGCACAGUCGUCGGAUUCGUUCGAAAGACGGAACUGCGAUACGCCGUCGAUCGAGCGAUGAGGACUCGCCACCUGUCAAACAAUGCGACCUGUACAUUCCAAUGCAUAGCUGAGGAAGCCGACAAGCCAAACGGUCUACUGGGGGAGCCAGAUAUCGUCAUUGCUCCGCGGAAAGUCAGCACAUCGAGGUCGAGAAGUCCUGUAGCGAGCAGGUCCGAGGCGCGGAGUAGUGCAGCUCAGGCGGAUUUGGUCGACUUUGGGCAAUAUGUGGACGAGACACCAUUGACCGUUGCGCCAAAAAUGCCUCUGGAGAUUGUCAUGCAGCUCUUCAGGCGGAUGGGGCCCCGGGUCAUUCUCGUCGUCAACGAGGGCCAGCUUGUCGGUUUAGUGACUGUCAAAGAUGUCUUGAGAUACGAAGCGACUUUGGCACAUCGAUCUUCUCACUCUGGCCUCAAUACACCCAUCACCCCUUCUUCGCGUAUGACACAUCGUCAACGAAACGCAGAAGGAUUCGGAUCAACAGAUAGCUGGGGUGAACGCUGGCAAUCGAUGGACGAUGGCAUGCGAGGAGGUGGCAAUGGAUUUGAAAUCGCACUGGAGGAAGCUCUCUCAUGGGUCAGAAUCAAAGGGACGAGAGCCUAUAAUCUUGUUUAUGAGCGGAUACGACCUGGUCGAACGUCGAGGACGAUGGACGAGAGGUACGAUUAUGAGUUGGAAGAAGGGACUGAAUGACUGGGGUCUCUCGAGCCUUGAUUCUUCACUGGUGUAUCCAUAUGGGUCUUUCACAUUUAUAGAAGAAUGCGACAUUUUUGCAUGCCAACGCAGA
Kockovaella imperatae is the source of this 3047-nucleotide messenger RNA. Its product is annotated as voltage-gated chloride channel. Bases 272 to 2953 code for a protein of 893 amino acids. The transcript is spliced from 18 exons. Gene Ontology annotation, biological process: chloride transport; intracellular iron ion homeostasis; intracellular copper ion homeostasis. Lineage: Eukaryota; Fungi; Basidiomycota; Tremellomycetes; Tremellales; Cuniculitremaceae. Gene Ontology annotation, molecular function: voltage-gated chloride channel activity. The record is from RefSeq and is a predicted model, not a curated record. Gene Ontology annotation, cellular component: early endosome; Golgi apparatus; membrane.